Chilo suppressalis (striped riceborer) is the source of this 2457-nucleotide messenger RNA. The record is from the annotation of a GenBank genome assembly. Lineage: Eukaryota; Metazoa; Arthropoda; Insecta; Lepidoptera; Crambidae.
AAAAAAUUCAUGCUGUAGGCACAUUGACGAUGGCGCCAUCUGUUAGUGUAAAGGAGUACUACGCUGGGAAGUCUUUAUUCAUCACGGGCUCCACAGGCUUCAUGGGAAAAGUUUUGGUGGAGAAGAUCCUGAGGUCUUGUCCCGAUGUAAAGUGCUUGUACGUGCUCAUGAGGUCCAAGAAGGGGCACAGUAGUAAGGAAAGGAUAGACGAAUUUUUGAACUGCAAGGUGUUCGAUUACUUAAACAGCGAGUAUCCAGAACAGCUGCAGAAGCUGCGAGUGGUUCCAGGUGACAUCCUGGUGGAAGACCUGGGAAUGAGCAUUGACGACCGGGAGAUGCUGCAGAAGGAGUGUCACGUGGUGCUCCACUGCGCUGCUUGUGUCAGAUUCGACAUGUUUCUCCGGGACGCGGUCAACUUUAACACCGUUGGGACCCAGAGGGUGCUGGAUCUGGCCUCCGGGAUGACCAAGCUGGAGGUCUUCGUGCACGUCUCCACGGCGUAUACCCACUGUGAUCUGGAAGUACUGGAGGACAAAAUGUACCCCUCAAAGCACAAGCCUCACCAGAUCAUGAACUGUGUCUCCUGGAUGGAUGACAAAUUACUAGAGCAUCUGCAGCCCAAACUCAUAGAGCCGCAGCCUAAUACGUACUCUUACACAAAAGCUUUGGCCGAAGACCUGGUGGCACAGUACGCUGAGAAAUUCCCUAUAGUCAUAACACGGCCAUCUAUCGUGGUCGCGUCAUAUAAGGAGCCAAUGCCUGGUUGGGUAGACAAUUUAAAUGGUCCUACAGGGUUUGUGGUCGGCUGUGGUAAAGGUGUGACAAGAACUAUGCAUUGCGACGAUUCUCUACAUCCGGAUAUGAUACCAGUUGAUAUGGUAGUCAAUGCCUGCAUACUCCUCGCGUACACCACAGCUUUGGAGAAAUCAAAAGAGUUAAAAGUAUGCAAUCUGACGCUGUCGGACGAUAAUCCGAUCACAUGGAAAGAGGUUCUUGCCUUUGGUCUUCAUCACGUGAAGGAGGUCCCGUCCUCCGUGUGUCUGUGGUACCCGGGCGGCUCGCCCAGGAGCUCCUGGCUGCGGCACCAGGUGGCGCUGUUCUUCACACUGAUAUUACCCGCUUACUUCGUGGACUUGAUUAUGAUUCUACUAAGAAAGAAGACUUUCAUGGUGAAUGUACAGAAAAGAAUCCGCUACGGCAUGGAAUGUAUGCGGUACUUCACGACAAAAGAGUGGCAUUUCAAAAACGAUAAUCUGAGAGCGUUGAGACAAAAAGUGUCACCGGAAGAUAACAAAACAUUUUUCACUGAUAUGAAGGUUAUAAAUUGGAAUUCAUACUUAAGGGUUUACGUCAAGGGUGUCAGGAAAUAUAUUCUUAAAGAAGACCCAUCUACAUUGCCGCAAGCGAGGAGACUGCAAAGGCAAUUGUAUUAUGCUGAUAUGGUGGUGAAAUACCUAUUCUAUUCAUUGUUAACGUACCUAUUUUAUUCACUGGUAUGUGAAAACGUUCAUUUAGUAGUAAUAAAUCGUUAAUAUAAAAAAUGUCAUAAUUAAACGUUAAUUAACGAGUACCAUUAAACUGUUAUUCGCGUCAAAAAUUAAAAAAUGUGAUUAUUUAUUUACAAAAGAUAGUUUUAUUAGAAUCAGAAUAUUUUUUUUGUGGAAAAUGUAGGUUACUAGUUAGAUAUUACAGUAAAGGUGGGUAAUUUAAUAUCUUUAUAUAUAUAUAAUUCUUCUGUGAGUGUGUAUGUCACUGAACUUCUCUUAAACGACUGGACCGAUUUUGAUGAAAUUUUUUGUGUGUGUUCAAGGGGAUCUGAGAAUGGUUUAGAUUCACAAUUUUGUCCGCUGGACAAUGUUUUUUUAAUUAAUUUUUAAUUUAUUAGUAGUUGUUGAUUUUGGAAUGUUUUACAUUGGAUCCGACAGACGGCGCUACCAUCGCAGUGUCAAAUCUUUAUUUAUAUAAUUCUUCUCUUUGUUAGGGUAGGUUAUAAAUAAUAAUUGGAUCAUUAUUAAUAAUUAUUACAUUUUAUGAAUGCUUACCAACAUUUAUAAUAAAAUUGUGUUUUUAGUAUUAGGUAGGUAUAAUAAUUGCAUGUUAUUUCAUUAAAUAUUUUUUAUUGGUGUGUAACAUCUUUCCUCUCGCUUUCCUGCAAUUCGUGGGAGUGAUUUCGUGAAGUGGGACGGAAGUGUGUAACAGGAAGUCGCGAAAGCGCGCGCUAUGUGAUUAGAUUUUAGAACAUAAUGUUCAAAUGGCUUAUUCCUUUUGUAGUAGGUUUUAUUUCUUUUUUUACUAAUACAUAUAAGGUGAGGUUUCAAAUGUUACACAUCAUACGCGACUACUGUAAGGCUCGCUCGUUUUUUUUGAGAAUAAACAUUGUAUUGUUGUCUUUUGUAACUUUGCCAUUAUUUUCUAGUAUUACUUUUAUUUCAAUUAAUUAAAUUACUACUUUCUCAC